Myotis davidii is the source of this 1452-nucleotide messenger RNA. RefSeq names its product arachidonate 15-lipoxygenase. Gene Ontology annotation, molecular function: protein binding; arachidonate 15-lipoxygenase activity; iron ion binding. The record is from RefSeq and is a predicted model, not a curated record. Gene Ontology annotation, cellular component: cytosol; plasma membrane. Gene Ontology annotation, biological process: linoleic acid metabolic process; lipid oxidation. NCBI's taxonomy places the organism in Eukaryota, Metazoa, Chordata, Mammalia, Chiroptera, Vespertilionidae. Bases 51 to 1373 code for a protein of 440 amino acids. The transcript is spliced from 8 exons.
CACCUCCACUCUUCUUCCCCCUCAGAAGGCAGGAAACGUCUUUGUGGAAGAUGGGUGUCUACCGCAUCCGCGUGUCCACGGGGUCCUCGCUCUUCGCGGGCUCCAACAACCAGGUGCAGCUGUGGCUGGUGGGCCAGCACGGGGAAGCCGCGCUCGGGGAGCGCCUGCGGCUGGAGCGGGGCAAGGAGAUGGAGUUCCAGGCGGACGUGAAGGAGUACCUGGGGCCGCUGCUGUUCGUGAAAAUGCGCAAAAAGCACCUCCUACAGGAUGACGCCUGGUUCUGCAACUGGAUCUCCGUGCAGGGCCCUGGGGCCGGUGGGGAGGAGUUCAGGUUCCCAUGCUACCGCUGGGUGGAGGGCAAUGGCGUCCUGAGCCUCCCCGAGGGCACAGGCAGGUCAUUGGUAGAGGACCCUCAAGGCCUGUUCAAGAAACACAGGGAGGAGGAGCUAGAAGAGAGAAGGAAGCUGUACCGAUGGGGUAACUGGAAGGAUGGGCUGAUCCUGAAUGUGGCUGCGGCCAAUUUAGGUGACCUCCCACUAGAUGAGAGGUUUCUGGAGGACAAGAGAAUUGACUUUGAGACUUCACUGGCCAUUGGCGGGGGUAUCUGGUGGGCACCUGGCCACUUACCCUCUUUCCCCCACACUCUAUUCUCCCUCCAGCUCCAAUUGCCAAGCACUGGAUCCCCACCACCACCACUUUUCCUGCCCACGGAUCCCCCGAUGGCCUGGCUCCUGGCCAAAUGCUGGGUCCGUAGCUCUGACUUCCAGCUUCACGAGCUUCUCUCUCAUCUUCUGAGGGGACAUUUGAUGGCUGAGGUUAUCGCUAUGGCCACCAUGAGAUGCCUUCCAUCGAUACACCCUAUCUUCAAGCUGAUAAUCCCCCACCUGCGAUACACCAUGGAAAUUAACGUGCGGGCCAGGAAUGGGCUGGUCUCCGACUUGGGCGUUUUUGACCAGGUGGUGAGCACCGGUGGGGGAGGCCACGUGGAGCUGCUUAAGCGCGCUAGAGCCUCUUUAACCUAUAGAUCAUUCUGUCCCCCUGAUGACCUGUCUGACCGGGGGCUUCUGGGAGUCAAGUCCUCUUACUAUGCUCAGGAUGCUCUGCGGCUCUGGGAAAUCAUCUAUUGCUAUGUGGAGGGAAUUGUGAGUCUUCACUAUAAGACGGACAAGGCGGUGAAAGAGGACCUUGAACUGCAGACCUGGUGUCGAGAGAUCACUGAGAUUGGCCUGCUAGGGGCCCAGGACCAAGGUGAGUUGAGCCCCUGCCCUGAGACCUCCAGUGUGGAAGGUUCCUCCUGGGAACAUCCCCAGAACCCUCCCUGCUUCUGUGAAACUCUCCAGAAGCAUGUCCAACCCCUAUUAGAAUGCCCAUAGCCUCUUCAGAUUCUUACGCAAGAAGAAUCCCUCUAGGUCCCAGAUGCAGUGGGACCAGUGGUUGCUCAUAAAUGCUUAA